AUGAUAUAAUUAUUUAUCAUUAUAGCACUUGCUUUUUCUAAGCCUCUCAACCCAAAAAAAGUCAUUUAUGCUAUAAAUUGUGGUGCUCCAUCGAAUUAUAAAAGUCCCUCAGGAAUUCAAUACGAAAAAGAUAUACAAACAGAUCCUGAAACAGUGGUAGCAGACUACAGUUUGAAUUCAGAAGUGGCUAGUCAACAAAUCAAAUAUACAAGAGAGCCAGAAAUCUAUUUAACAGAAAGGCACGCUUACAAGUCAUUCUCAUAUCAGAUUCCUUUGUAAAAAGAAGGCACUUAUACUCUAAUUCUUAAAUUUGCAGAAAUGUACUUUGACACUAAAGGAAAGAGAGUCUUCCAUAUUAAAUUUGGACAAUAAAGAGUCGUAGAAAAACUUGAUGUUGUGGCCAAAGUUGGAAAGUUUGCUUCAAAUGAUGAAUAUAUAGAAUUUGAAUAUGUAGCAGGUCAAGUAUUUCAUAAUAAUGUUUUAUGUGUAGAUGCAGUUUAGGAAGGUAAAUUAUAGGUGAAUCUUGAAAAAACAAAAUUUGAUAAUCCAUAUAUUCAUGGCAUAGUUUUGUAUGCAGGUGGAAUAAUUGAAACAGAUUAUGAAGAAUAUCAAUACAUGAAGGAGAAUUGGGAGAAAGUUAUUAAUGAAGAAAAGAUUAAGGAAGAACUCGAGAGAUAGAAAAAAUCUGAAGCCAAGGUUAAAAGGAAGGAGAGAGUUAAAAUUAGAAAUGAUCACUUAAAUGAAUUAGAAAAUGAAUUUGAAGUUGAUGAUUAGUCAUAGAACACUUCUGCCCCAGUUACUUAAAGAGGGGGAUUAAGAAAUUUCAUAACUAGUCCUUUUGGUACUGCAAUUUUAUUCUCUUCCUUUUCUAUUGGAGUGUUUAUUUUGAAAAAUUUAAUAAUUGCUAUUUCUAAUGCAAAAAUCAAAGGCACUGAAAAAGAAGUUAUUGAAACAAAAUCUAAGCAGGAAAAACAAGUUAAAGAGAAAAGUGAGAAAAGUGAGUAAAGUGAAAAGAAGAAUAAAACCAAAGAUAUAAAAGAGAAAUCUAAAGCAAAAUAAUAGUGA
Paramecium tetraurelia is the source of this 1065-nucleotide messenger RNA. RefSeq lists its product as uncharacterized. Gene Ontology annotation, cellular component: membrane. Lineage: Eukaryota; Ciliophora; Oligohymenophorea; Peniculida; Parameciidae. The transcript is spliced from 5 exons. The record is from RefSeq and is a predicted model, not a curated record. Gene Ontology annotation, molecular function: carbohydrate binding.